CUGCCCCCUCCACCUCAGAAUCUACUACCGGUCGGUGCUGCGGAUGUGUGAUGCAACCAGCUGUAAGGAUAUUUUCCCAACUUUUCCCAACUAGUUACGAGUUUCUCACAAUCAGAUGCUCCACGGCAGAUUGGAUUAGCGCUUCUGUGUCUGUCGCUCGCUGCUUUGUUUUUGGUUAAACCGUCACUUUUCUCUGUCUUCUUCUUCUUCGCUUGCUAACGUUAGCAACGCAGCUAGCAGCCGAUGGUGUUUGAUUUUACUCCUCUUCUGGAGGAUUAUUCGCUUCAGGUUCGGUCUGCCGUUUACUCCCAUUUGUAAGCCACAACCCCCAACUACCGGACCUCCCUGUUAUGAGUAUAUUUUGAAACCCCGGCUGUCGGCGGAGUCACGCCACCUGUACCUUCUUGUGUAGCGGAUCUACAUUUAAAUGGCCACCGCAGCCCCCCCUCCAGCCUCUGGCUCCACCGCGGCCACCGAAAACCCGAGUCCUGGGUCCAGCAGCUCGGCCGCGGCCGACAGCGGCAACCAGGACAGCACCUUCGAGUGUAACAUAUGUCUGGACACCGCCAAGGAUGCAGUGAUCAGCCUGUGUGGGCACCUCUUCUGUUGGCCUUGUUUGCAUCAGUGGUUGGAGACCAGACCCAACAGACAAGUGUGUCCAGUGUGUAAAGCUGGCAUCAGUCGAGACAAAGUUAUUCCCUUAUAUGGUCGGGGAAGCACAGGUCAACAAGACCCCAGAGAAAGAACACCCCCUAGACCACAAGGGCAAAGGCCUGAGCCAGAAAACCGAGGUGGAUUUCAAGGGUUUGGCUUUGGAGAUGGGGGUUUCCAGAUGUCAUUUGGAAUCGGUGCCUUUCCAUUUGGUAUUUUUGCCACAGCUUUUAACAUCAAUGACGGAAGACCUCCUCCAGCGGCCCCUGGGACUCCACAGCACAUGGAUGAGCAGUUUCUGUCUCGACUCUUCCUGUUUGUUGCUCUGGUGAUUAUGUUUUGGCUGCUGAUUGCAUAAAAGCACAGAUACAGAACAUCUUGGUUCUUGGGUUAAGCUGAACGAUUUGACAAAGAUGAGACCUUAAGACACAUUGUCACGGUUUGUGUCAACAUGAUUCUGCCUCCAUACGUCUUUUUUUUUUUUCCCCUCACCAAGCCAUGCGAGAUUUGAAUGAAGGAGGUUUUUCCAAAAUAAAUAUGUGUGCUAAUCUAAGAAAAACAACUUUUUAAAGUGAACUAUGUAACCUUGGCUGCCAUUGUCAUCAGGUCUUUUUCAGACCAGACAUUUUGACUUGUCUUAGUAGGAAAAGUGACAGUUAAUGUUAUGAUCUACACCUGUUCUUUUCCUGCUGUGACAUUGAAACAUCUUCCAUGAAACAGGCAUCUUUUAACCUCUUGCAAAGAAUCCUACUGAGUUACACGCUGAGUCCAAGAUGCGCUUCCUCCAUGUUGUUUCUCAGUUCACUAAUGUACUAAGAAUGUUCUUUGUUUUAAUCUAGCUCUGCCUGAUCUUACAAAUUACACGUCUCGUUACCAAAAUCAUUCACGUUUUGUGGAAUCAAAACAAUGUCAGACAUUGUCUCUUUAUUUUAGAUGAGAUUUAAAAGAACUGUAUUGAUGCAUAAAACCAGUUGAAAGAUUAAUUUAUGAAACAGUGUUCCUCUUAUAUUUUAUUUUGCUCCGUAUGUCACUAUAAUUAAAUGUAAAAUACUGUAUUACAGAGUUAACAUGGAGAUUGGUUAGUUAACAUGAAACCAUUUCUCUACAUGUGAAUUCACUCUAUUGACAGUAAAGUUAUGUAAAUAAAGAUGUUAAUCAUCA
This is a messenger RNA of Lates calcarifer (barramundi perch), 1812 nucleotides long. It is a transcript of the gene rnf185, whose product is annotated as ring finger protein 185. The record is from RefSeq and is a predicted model, not a curated record. Gene Ontology annotation, molecular function: ubiquitin-like protein conjugating enzyme binding; ubiquitin protein ligase activity; metal ion binding. Lineage: Eukaryota; Metazoa; Chordata; Actinopteri; Centropomidae. Gene Ontology annotation, cellular component: endoplasmic reticulum. Gene Ontology annotation, biological process: ubiquitin-dependent protein catabolic process. The transcript is spliced from 6 exons. Bases 428 to 1009 code for a protein of 193 amino acids.